Oncorhynchus masou masou (cherry salmon) is the source of this 1244-nucleotide messenger RNA. Its product is annotated as protein RD3-like. Bases 200 to 886 code for a protein of 228 amino acids. The record is from RefSeq and is a predicted model, not a curated record. NCBI's taxonomy places the organism in Eukaryota, Metazoa, Chordata, Actinopteri, Salmoniformes, Salmonidae. The transcript is spliced from 4 exons.
UGGCUUCAAAAUCUGCUAGCGUUUCAACUCAACAACUGCAUGCUAAAAAAAAACACGAGUCUCGUGCAGCCCAAGCCAACAAAAAACGAUUGGACACGAGGCGGCGAUGACAUAACAAAACUGCUGGUACCCCCUGCUGCUACGCUGCUCUAGUUGGCUGACUGGAUAUGUACAGACUGACACGUCUAGCAACACCUCCAUGUGUGCUUAUGAGAUGUUCCCCUGGUCAGCAGUGUUUUCUCUGGAGCCAAAGGUGCCUGGACAGCGUACGGCAGAAGAACUAGUCACCAAUACUCUGAUGCUGGAGCUGGGUGCCAUGGUGAAGCGCACCGAACGUAUCCGCCUGGAGAGGGUGACACAAGAGGGCCGGCGCCGACGCAGCUCCUCCUCUGCUGACUAUAGAUGGCUGGCCACUGCCCCCACCCACCAACCCUACGAGCUGACCCCCCGAGAUCUGAUAGAACUGCAGGACCUGUGUGCCAGGGUGCCACCAUCUCAGUGUGGCCCUGUCAUUGUCAGGUUCAGGAAUCUGGUGACAAAGACCGAGCCGGAAGUUUACGAGGUGGCUCGUCUGUUCCGCACAGUUCUACGUGACUGUGUGGAGGGUGAAGAGGAGGAAGAGGAGACGAGGAUGAGGUCAGCCGGCUGGGACAAACAACGCAGCAAGAGCCUCUCUUUUGUAACCUUCCGCUCCAAGUUCCGCCCCGCACCCUUCAGGGGCGGGGGCCUUGGCGAGUCGCGCGGCAACCUGCAGGAGGAGUCGAGCUGGUACGAGGAAGAGGUGGAGGAGCAGGAGGGAGCAGCAAAUGUGGCGAGAGCGGCCAGGAAGGGGAGGAGCAUGAGCAUGCCUGAUAUCACCCCCAUUGAACAGAGUGCACUUGGCUGAGAGAGGGAGGGACAACUGCUGAUGUAAAAAGGGCUUUAUAAAAUACAUCUGAUUGAUUGAGGAAGGGAGGAAUGGGACAAAGAAAGGAAUGUCGAGAAGUCAAAUAUGUCUCAAGAUGAGACAUGCAACAUUGACAGCUCACACCUCAGCAGAUUUCCACUUACUCUUCAGAUAAAAAGAUGCAGCUGUAUCAAACAUAUACUAGAGUGGAAAUGCAAGCUUAGCCAGCAGAUGUAUGCCAUAAUAUUUCAAACAUUGUUUUUAUUGUGAAUUACAUUUUCUGAACGUGUUAAACACUUGAAAUGCAAAAUUAACUAGAUUUUGAAUGCAUAAAAUAAAACCUUAUUUUUCAACAGAU